AUGAGUCACAGGGGAAGACCUUUCAAGGCCCGCGCUGGCAAAGCAGCGACAGCCACCGCCGACGAACCCGGCCAUUCUGUUGCCCUGACCUCGUCCUCUGACGCUUUGAACGGCCGAAAGGGUGCUGACCUCGCGACUGGCGAGGCGACCCCCUCGAGGGAGGAGUUUGUGUGCGUUCGAGCUAUUGCCCAGGCGGGCAGUAGCAGUAGCGCUCAGCUGACCGUGGUGCACCGCCUCCUGAAGAGUGUCUUGUCGGCCGCAGGCAAUGUUGUUCGCGGCACUGACUCACAGCGCAAAUUUACAAGCCUAUACACAGAGUUUUGCAUUAGUGCUGUGCGUAGCUUGGCGGAUGUGGAGGACGCUGUGUACGAGCUCACUAACCCAGGCUGUCGCGCUGCCGACGCUGCAGACUGCGAAAUUGAAGGGAUUGACGAUGCCGAGUUCCUUAAGCAAGUGGCCGCAUAUGUGGCGAUGCACACCGGCGCCCUAGGCGUGGCAUACCUAGAGCACGUUGGUCGGUCUGCCCUCGAGAAGCUGCAGAAACAGCAACGUAAGCGGGAGCGCUCCACUACCACAGGGAGCGGCGACGCUGCCACUUCGAGCCACCGGCCGGCUAAGGUGGGCCGCACGCUCAUCGCUAGGGGUGCCGGUGCUCAAGCAGCCCAUGGCGGCGGCACCGCCGUUGAUAUGCAUGGAAGCUCCCCUUUCGACUCUCUCGGUCUUGUGGAUGCGCAGGAGACAAUGCGGUGCGCUCUGGAGGCAAUUGAGAGGGAGAAACAGACGGCUGCUUCCACCUCCACUGAUGCGGCAGCCGCGUCGCGUCGCGGCCUCCAGGCUUUUGCUACGACUCAACUGGGACUCGGGUACUCCGAUGACCGCCCCUCUGGCGUGUUUUUGUCCAGGGCACCUGGCGGCCUCUCCACGGCAGCGACCACGUCGGGCGGGACGCCACUUGGCAAUGGCACGGUCGCGUACGAGCUGCGCGACCCCCAUCUGAAGCUGAGCAGCAUUCCAGAGCUCUCUACCCGUAUGCAGCCGUGGACAAUCCCGCUGCCGUCCAGCGGCGUGUACUUGGACCGAGUGACAAUGGAGCGCGACCGCAGGGGUUGGAACGCGAGCGGCAACGGGACCAGCGCCGCCACUGCGGCGGUGGAACCGGCCAAGGCAGCGUUGGAGGUGUGCCUCGCACCGACACCCAUGGAGUUCCUGCGGCAGUGGGAAAGCCGCGAGGCUGCGCUUGCGGCGGAGCAGCAGCAGCCUUCGUCGACGCCGGCCCUCGUCGGGGGCCCGUACAGCGUAGUUCCUUACACCGGUAACAGCAGCCGUGCUGGUGGGCCGUCGACCGGUUGCAGCCCGCGCUCAACGGCACCUUUGUCAACGCCCCCCCUUUGUUUGUCCCCCAACAGUAGCCCUCUCGGUCAUCACCCUCCCUUCUUGCCUGAGUCGGAGGUUCGCACCAGCUGCGCCGACGCCGACCCCAUAUCUGCAUUCUCCUCUGCCUUCUUUCCAGCGGUGCGGGACAAGCGGACCACGACAAGCCUGCCAACGUACGUGAUGGCAAACCUUUCCCACUACGGCGUGUCGAAGAUGGAGUACGUGUACACGAUGGGGCCGACGAGCAAGUGA
This is a messenger RNA of Leishmania mexicana MHOM/GT/2001/U1103, 1626 nucleotides long. RefSeq lists its product as hypothetical. Lineage: Eukaryota; Euglenozoa; Kinetoplastea; Trypanosomatida; Trypanosomatidae. Bases 1 to 1626 code for a protein of 541 amino acids. The record is from RefSeq and is a predicted model, not a curated record. The transcript has a single exon.